AUGGAGGACCACCGCCCGCAUAAGCGAAAACGCACGACCCUGGCAUGUGAUGCCUGUCGAGCGCGGAGGACCAAGUGCGACUCGCAGAGGCCGUCCUGUCGUUAUUGUCAAAGCCAAGGACUUGACUGUCUCUACCAAGAGGCCCCAGCGGAGCCGCCCAGUCGGGUAGAAGAAGAAUUGAAUGCCGUGAAUAAACGACUUGAUCAACUAAUCAGCCUAAUGCUUCCAGCGCAGCCCGUUUCCCCAGAUGUUCGUGCUGGGGAUCCGCGAACUGAAUAUGAUGUGUUGACCAAUCAGGAAGAUUCGCCAUUCGAUUUACCUUCUAAGCUACUUGGUAAUCCGUCUGUUAUGCUUGCACUCGGACUCGAUGCAGAUUUCGCGCAGGUCCUAACCCGAAAGGAACGAAUUACAGGGCCCGAGGGGCUGGCGAAUGCAGGUGCACAGGUGCUUGUUGUUCAUUAUCAGCAUGCAGUGAGCGCCUUGGCUGCAUUCUCUGCUCGCGUCCACACCUGGUAUCCCAUUCUUCCCUCAGGAUUUUCGCAGGAAUACUUCCGGGUUCUCUCUGGCCCCUUACUUCCUUCUUCGGAAUCUUGCCUUUCACUUCUUGUGGCAGCAGUCGGCCAUAUAGUAGAGGAAGACGAGGCAGUCUUAGAUACGCCAUACUUCGCAACAGCUCUUGCCGCGCUGCCAAUCAUCAUCGCCGAGUGCAGUAUUCGCAGUGUCCAAUGCUUGAUGAUGGUUAGCUUGUAUUAUUGCUGUUUAUUAAAGCCCUGUCAAGCUCAUGACUAUUGCUUAAUUGCGUCUUCCAAAGUCCAGAACAUUAUGAAAAGUGGACUGGAAGGUGAUGAUCCACAUACAAUUGAACAGACUCGGCGAGCGUACUGGGGUGUGCUAUUACUCGAGAACGAGAUCGGCGGCCAACUGGAUGUUGCCAAGAGUGGUAUCUGGUGUCUGGAUGAACAUGUUCCACUGCCUCUAUGCCACCAGACAUGGCAAUUUACACCCGAGAGUACACCCGCAGCAAUUGCAUCGUCUCCUUCCCCGGGUAGCGUACCUUCCACUGACACAAGCGUGCAAAAUAUGGAAUCUUAUUUCCUUGCUGAGAUUGCUAUGAGACGUAUGCUACAUCGAUGCAACACAGCUGUCCAGGUGACGUCCGGCGGAAAAUACGUCUAUGCACCAGGUAUCGCACUGGAGCUGGAACACCAGCUUGAGGAGUGGUAUCGUUACCUGCCCGAAAUGAACUCUUUCGGAAAAGGCGAUGUGUCACAGCCUUUAGCACUGGUCAAUAUACCAUCCUGUCCUCUGUCGAACUUCCUACGGGUCCAAUACUACUGCUGCAAGCUUUCCAUAUAUUGGCCGGCUGUUUAUCAGGCCAUGCAAGAUGGAGCUGUUACAAACAUCCUGCUUGAUCAUUGCCAGAAAUUCUUCGAUUCUUACGCGCUGCUGAUACCGAGUAUUGUUACCGCAUUUCAUGACUGCCGAGUGAACAGGUGGACAUUAUUUGUCAGGUGGGUUUACAAUCUAUAUGCUGAAAUCGGUAAAUAUGUUUUCGCUAAUAUUGAGAGAUAG
Molecule: messenger RNA, 1572 nt
Organism: Penicillium egyptiacum
Lineage: Eukaryota; Fungi; Ascomycota; Eurotiomycetes; Eurotiales; Aspergillaceae
Source: the annotation of a GenBank genome assembly